AUGUCCGGCGAAUCCUCGACCUCGGGCACCAAGCCCCGUCUGUACAUUCUCGACUAUGGAGCGGGCAACGUGCGCUCGCUGGCCAACUCGAUUACCCGCCUGGGCUACGACUUUGAGUGGAUCAAGGAGGACGCCGACUUUGACAAGGCCGACAAGCUCCUCUUCCCCGGCGUGGGCGCGUUCGCCAAGGCCGCCGACGGCCUGCGUGCCGAGGGCCGUUUUGAGCCCUUGCUCAAGUACAUUCGCAGCGGCAAGCCCUACUUUGGCAUCUGUAUCGGCAUGCAGGUGCUGUUCGCCAGCUCGACCGAGGCUGAAGGCUCCGAGGGCCUGAACAUUGUCCCAUACCCAAUCACCAAGUUUGACUCGACCGACGGCGGCAAGAAGAGCGUCCCGCACAUGGGCUGGAACGGCGCCUGGAACGCCCACGCUGGCGAAGACGCCCAGCCCCUCGUGCUCACCGGCGAGGACUAUUACUUUGUCCACUCGUACGCCGCCAUUGUUGGCCGUGGCAACGCCGAGCAGGAGGCCCAGCUCAAGGACUUUUCCUACACCCUUUCGCGCUACGGCAGCGAGACAUUUGUCUCGUCGCUCCGUCGCGGCAACGUCUACGCUACCCAGUUCCACCCGGAGAAGUCGGGCCCUGCGGGUCUUGACGCCCUCCGUCGCUGGCUCGAGGCUUCCCCCGAGUCGCUCUCGUCUGCCCCGCACCCGCUCCCUGCGGUCGCCGAGCGCACCAUUGUGACUGCGGACCCCCGCGCCGACCGCGCCAAGGGCACCGGUCUCACCUCUCGUAUUGUUGCCUGCCUCGACGUGCGCUCCAACGACCAGGGCGACCUCGUCGUCACCAAGGGCGACCAGUACGACGUGCGCGAAAAGGAGGAAGGCGGCAACGUGCGUAACCUCGGCAGGCCCGUCGAGCUGUCCAGGAGGUACUACCAGGAAGGCGCCGACGAGAUUUGUUUCUUGAACAUUACGUCGUUCCGUUCGUCUGCGCUCGCCGACCAGCCCAUGCUGGACGUUGUGCGCGGAUCGGCCGAGACGGUCUUUGUGCCCCUCACUGUUGGCGGCGGUAUCAAGGACACUGUGGACCCGGACGGAACGCCGCACUCUGCGCUCGAGGUGGCCGGCGCCUACUUCCGCUCGGGAGCCGACAAGGUGUCGAUCGGUUCCGAGGCCGUCAUCAACGUCGAGGAGAUGAUGGCACGCGAGGCCCGUGGCGAGCCCGCCCUCACCGGCAAGACUGGUAUCGAGACCAUCUCUGCCGCGUACGGCUCGCAGGCUGUCGUCGUGUCCAUUGACCCCAAGCGCGUCUACUACGACACCACCAAGCCCAACUGGAUCGACGAGGUUCCCCUCCUCCACCGCCCGUGCCUCAUCACCGGCGAGACCUCGACCACCCGCACCAAGGCCGACGAGCAGGGCAAGGCCUGGUGGUACCAGUGCACCAUCUCGGGCGGCCGCGACGUCCGCGACAUGGACGUCAUCCAGCUCGCGCAGGGCGUCGAGCGUCUCGGUGCCGGUGAAAUUCUUCUCAACAGCGUCGACCGCGACGGUUCCGGCAAGGGCUUUGACCUCGACCUGAUCAGGCUUGUCCGUGACGCCGUGUCCAUCCCCGUCGUCGCCUCGUCGGGUGCCGGCUCGCCCGCCGACUUUGACGAGGUCUUCACAAAGACCGGCACCGAGGCCGCCCUCGCUGCCGGUAUCUUCCACCGCAACGAGGUCGGCAUCGACGACGUCAAGGAGGCCCUGGAGAAGGACGGCCAGCCCGUGCGCCGCACCCACAUGGAGCUCUAG
This is a messenger RNA of Apiotrichum porosum, 1794 nucleotides long. It is a transcript of the gene HIS7, whose product is annotated as Histidine biosynthesis bifunctional protein hisB. Bases 1 to 1794 code for a protein of 597 amino acids. Lineage: Eukaryota; Fungi; Basidiomycota; Tremellomycetes; Trichosporonales; Trichosporonaceae. The record is from RefSeq and is a predicted model, not a curated record. The transcript has a single exon. Gene Ontology annotation, molecular function: imidazoleglycerol-phosphate synthase activity; oxo-acid-lyase activity. Gene Ontology annotation, biological process: L-histidine biosynthetic process.